Messenger RNA from Gymnodraco acuticeps, 1893 nucleotides. RefSeq names its product coiled-coil domain-containing protein 112. Lineage: Eukaryota; Metazoa; Chordata; Actinopteri; Perciformes; Bathydraconidae. The record is from RefSeq and is a predicted model, not a curated record. The transcript has 15 exons. The coding region runs from base 6 to 1496 and encodes 496 amino acids.
CAAACAUGGCUACCCUAGCAACCACACGCUGCGCUGAUAAACAUUGCUCGCAGGGAGAGGGAGACUCCAGCCCUGUCCAGCAGCCCUGCUCAUCACCUCCUGUCAGCAGUGAGGAUCAGAAGCUCGCAAGGCCGAAUGUUGCGCAGUUUCUCAGGGAGGCCGAGAGAAAUAGGAGGGAGAUUGAAAAGUUGGAGAAAGAGAGAACACUGAGUGUCCAGUGCAGAAAGAAUGGGUGGACUGAUGUGCCUGGAGAACUAGAAGAGUAUGAGAAAUUGCUGGAGGAAGAAAGAAAUGCUGAGAAAAUCCAUCUUCAAAAGCAGCUAGUGAAGAUUCAUAACGGUGUGAAGAAAUUUCAGAGACAGCUAAUAGAUGUGAAGCCGACUCCUGAGUUGAUUGAAAGACUGAAGGAAAUAAUGACAGAGGUGGAAAUCUCCAUUAACAACCUAAAGGAGGAAGAGCGGUCAUGCGUUGAGGAACUCUUGAAAGAAGAGAGGACAUGCAGACAGGAGAUCACGGCUUAUGAGAAAAAGAUUGAAAACCUGAGCCUUGCUGUCAAAUCAGACCUUAAACUACACACAGCUCCCACUGUUAAGACCAACCUCCCAGCAGAGGUCCUAGCAGUGGAGGUAUUCCUGCUGAAGACAGGAGGCCUGUGCGGAGGCUGGGACAAAUAUGACCACCAAACCUUCCUUAAAGUCUGGACAAAGCACAGCGGGCAACAAGUCUACAGGAAAGAGGCCAAACUGUACCUGCCUGGUAAAACAUUGGAGGAGAUAGAGCAACACGAGGACUGGCAUCAGGAGCUGAUCUACCUACAGGACAGUAAGAGAGAGGCCAUUCAGCGGUGGAAAGACAGCAAACAUCAGAAACGCCAGAACAGAAUACAGAGUCAGGAGGCAGAAGAGGCAGAAAAGAGUGAGAGGGAGGCCAAAGUCCAGGCUAAGCAACACAGGACUGAGCAGGAGAGAAGGGAGGCAGAGUUGCAACUGGAGAAGUGGAGGGAAGAAAAGCAAAGGAUCGAGGAACAGGAAGAAGAGCAGAGGCUGGCUGAGGAGACACAAAGAGGAAAAAGGCAAAGGGAAGAGCGGCGCCGGCAGAUGGAAGUGAAGCUGAGCAUUGAGGAGCAGCUGCGACUGAAGAAAGAGGAAGAGGAGGAGCAGUGGAGGAGGAAGAGAGAGAAGGAACAGAGAGAGAUGGAUGAGAGAAGAAGGGAGGCAACCAUAGGAAUCCAACGCUUUAAUGAAAGGGAUCUUCUCAAGGUGGAGGCAAAGCUUCAGGAGAGACAGCGGAGGGAAAGAGAGGAAGAGGAAAGACAGAGGAGAAUCACUGCUAAGUUGAAAGAAAAGGUGGAUGGUAACGUCAGCAGAGACCCCUCCAGGCUUACCCGUCCCACCAAGGGAUGGGAGGAACGAAUGAAACACAUUGGACCUACAGGUGGAGGGCCUGUCCUACAGAUGUUUCACAGAGCUGUUCCCACUUGGAGACAAGGCCUGUGAUGAGCAUCAAUGGUCAACUGAACAGUCCUGAAACACAUUCAGAAUGUGCCUUUUAAAUCUACUGUUUACUGCUUUACAUAGAAUGUAAUUACAUUACGCAAAACUACUAUUUUAAAUAAAAGUUUAGCCUCUUACUUGCUGCUAGCUUUUAAUCCCAAACUAAGAGGUAUGAUCACACCUACCACAUUGUUUUUUUGUUUGUUUUAGGAUUUAUUUAAGGUCUUAUUGAGCUCUGGAAGUGUUUUAAGUCUACUAAUUACAUUUUGAAUGAAAUCACAUCCUGAUUUAAUUUGUGCUGCCUGUGUUCUUAAUUUCUCGUUUAUUAUUUUUCAUCUUGUCCUUUAUUUAUUUUAUAAACUAUUUUGUUAUUUUAUUGUAUUUUUUCUCUCUGUGAAGC